UGUGUGUUAUCCAUGGUCGUGAGCGCAUAGGGCACGCGCAGCUUGUCGUUGCUGCCGUCGGUGUCCUACCAGCAUCUGUUCCUCUUUUUUGGAGCAGACUUAUGUUUCGGCUACAUCACUUCCCGUCGGGAAUAAUUUCUGCGCUACUUUCAUUUUAAUCACCGAACCGUGACCGCGAGAGCGCAAAUGCGCAUCGCUCUGCGCAUCUUUGAAUCUUCAGAAGUACACUGUGGACAAUCUCCCUGACAUCCAAAGACCUCUCCUCCGCAAUCCGACGAGGCUUCUUCACCGCCUAUGGCCGCACAUCGGCAUCCCUGAGCCGCUGGCCUCGUCCCGGACCUUUCACCCAUCGCUGUCCUCAGAAGGUCUUUUGAAUCAGGGAGACAUUUCUACAAUUAAAAAAAAAUCAUCCUCGGCUGACUAUUUUUUUUAAAGCACCCGGUGCUAUGCUGGGCCCAUCUCUCUAGAUCUUGUGAUUAUUACACGAUCUCUCCUCCCACAUUCGUCCGACCGAGACCCUGGUACUCUCAUCGAGCCCCAGCAAUGCAUCCUAACGCAGUGAUGCUGGCGGUGGUCCUUUUGGGGAACUUGAUGCUGCCUUUCAUCUCGGCUCAGAACGCUGGGUUUGUGAAGUCGCCAAUGUCUGAGACUAAGCUCACGGGGGACACCUUUGAGCUGUACUGCGACGUGGUCGGUAACCCCACUCCAGAGAUCCAGUGGUGGUAUGCUGAGGUCAACCGAGCUGACUCCUUCAAGCUGCUGUGGGACGGAGCCCGCAAGCGUCGGGUAUCCAUCAACACGGCCUACGGCGCCAAUGGGGUCAGUGUGCUCGGCAUCACGCGUCUCACACUGGAGGACUCUGGGACCUAUGAGUGCCGGGCCAGCAACGACCCCAAGCGCAAUGACCUCCGACAAAACCCUGCCAGCACCUGGAUCCGCGCACAGGCCACCAUUUCGGUGCUACAGAAACCAAAGAUAAAUGCCUCUGAUCACACCAUCCUGUCAAUGGACACCCCUGCCAAACCCCCACCAGUUACCCUGCAGUGUAACCUCACAACGGCCCACACUCCCCACAAGGAAAGCUUCUGGGUAAAGAAUGGAAAAGAAAUCGCAAACACACGGACGGAGCAGAGGAACACAGCAUACAGAAUCGCUAAACCACGGGCAGAUGAUUCUGGGGAAUACAUGUGUGUUUACACAUUUGAGAUGGCACCGAAUGCAAAUGCUACAAUUGAAGUAAAAGCUAAACCUGAUAUCACUGGCCACAAGCGAAGUGAAAAUAAAAACGAGGGAGAAAAUGCAACACUUUACUGCAAGUCUGUUGGUUAUCCACAUCCCAACUGGACAUGGCGUAAAAUGGACGGAACAUCCUCAACGGACAUUGACAACUCCACUGGACGCUUUUUCAUCACCAUCAGAGACAACUACACAGAGCUCAAUGUUCUAAACCUGGAUAUAAACAGUGAUCCUGGAAUAUACCAAUGUAAUGCCACUAACGUGAUUGGAAACACUGCUGAGACCACUAUACUACGGGUACGCAGCCACCUUGCACCGCUUUGGCCUUUCCUGGGUGUGCUCGCGGAAAUCAUAAUCCUUGUAGUCAUCAUCGUUGUGUAUGAGAAACGCAAGAGGCCAGACGACAUUAUUGAUGACGAUGAACCAGUCGGACAAAUGAAAACAAAUUCAACAAACAACCACAAGGACAAAAACAUCCGCCAGAGGAAUACAAAAUAAGCAAUUUACUCAAAUGAGAUGGCUAAACUGCAUUUUUUUGACUACAUGAAGGUAUCAGAGGUGGAGAGAGCUCCG
This is a messenger RNA of Centropristis striata (black sea bass), 1809 nucleotides long. RefSeq names its product neuroplastin-like. Gene Ontology annotation, molecular function: cell adhesion molecule binding. The record is from RefSeq and is a predicted model, not a curated record. Gene Ontology annotation, biological process: cell-cell adhesion. The coding region runs from base 544 to 1734 and encodes 396 amino acids. Gene Ontology annotation, cellular component: cell-cell junction. The transcript is spliced from 9 exons. Lineage: Eukaryota; Metazoa; Chordata; Actinopteri; Perciformes; Serranidae.